Chenopodium quinoa (quinoa) is the source of this 5218-nucleotide messenger RNA. RefSeq names its product putative FBD-associated F-box protein At1g55030. NCBI's taxonomy places the organism in Eukaryota, Viridiplantae, Streptophyta, Magnoliopsida, Caryophyllales, Amaranthaceae. The coding region runs from base 3601 to 5010 and encodes 469 amino acids. The record is from RefSeq and is a predicted model, not a curated record. Gene Ontology annotation, molecular function: protein binding. The transcript has 3 exons.
AAGUUAAAUAGAUGAAGGCCUAAGUUACUACUAUUACAUAAAAUUUUUACGAAAAACAAUAAAAAUAAAAAUAUAAAAAUAUAAAAAUUAAUGUUGCAAUAACUAAAGAAUGUUAGCAACUACUCCGUAUUAUCUACUCAUAGGCGUAUAGCAUUGUACUUCUCCUAAAAAAUCAAUCAUUUAAGAAUAUCCAUAAAUUGCCAAAAUAACUGAAUAAAAAGUAUUACACCAUAAAAUAAGAACAAGGGUCAAUAAACUAUUUGUCCACAUUCUUUCCAAUCUCACUUCAAAACCUCUAAAUCAGUCUCUAAAUUUUUCCGUCUCAAGUUUACCGGCCAUGUCUUCACCGGAAAACCACCUUUCUUUCUCUCUCCUUCUCAUUUUCUCUCUCCUCACUCUCACAUUUUCCCAGUCCCUCUCCUCGGAAAACCACCUUCUCCUACCCAGCAACCGGAAAUUCGGCCAAGACGACCAACUCUUCUGCGAAAGCUGGCGGUUUUCCGUCGAAACUAACGACGCCGGUAUUUGGUACACCAUUCCAACCCGAUGCUUUGACUUCGUGAAAAACUAUGUUACCAGUGACCGUUGUCGGACUCCGAAGUUGUCGCCGGAGAUGAGUUGGCAUUCGCGAAGUCUGUUGAUGUUUCCGGCGAUGGGAAGGAUGCUUGGAUUUUCGAUGUUGAUGAAACUCUUCUCUUCAAUUUGCCUUAUUAUGAGGAUCAUGGAUAUGGGUGAGAUUUUCUGUUUUUAAUUUUGCAAUUAAAUUGAUUAUUCUGUUUUAAUUGAUUCAAAUUUGGUAUAUAUUGGUUAUGACUGUUAUUGUUGGUUAUUUUGUCAUUAAUAUUGUUGGAAAUAAAGAAAGGAAAUUCAAAGGUUCAGAUAUGGGCGCCCGAUCGACCGAGCGAGACCUGCCGAUCGGGCGCGAGUAGAAUCGUAAAAUUCUGGAGUUCUGCCGCCUAUCGGGCAAGCUCCGCCCGAUCGAGCGCCCGACCUGGCGCCCGAUCGGGCGAGACCCGCCCGACCGGGCGCGAGAAGACGUUUGGAAAAAAGGGAGUGUCCGCCCGAUCGGGCGAGCUCCGCCCGAUCGGGCGCGUGUUUGUCCAUUGGACUCCAACGGUUCCCUUGGAUUCCUCUUCUUGUUUGAUUUCUUGUAACCCCCCAUUUAAGAGGUUGAUUAUGGUGUUUUUAAAGACCAUAAUAUUUCUGAUUUUCUCUUCUUUGUUCAUAGAAGAUUCCUCCAUGAGCUUUCAUCUUCUUUAUUCAUCUCUAUAAAUUGGAGGAUGUUUUCUGAUUUUUACAUACACAAGAAAUACAUAUCAAACACAAGCUUGCUUAAACACAUACUCUAUAUUGGGCAUAAGUUACUUGGCUCCAACCUUCCACCCAAAAGUGCCUUUGUGUGGAAGUGGUGUGUUAACCUUAGGGAACGUGCCGGCGAAUACAAUAGUUCACCCCGAUUGCGCCGGAAUUUCGUUUUCAAGUCAGUGAUUUGCAUCACGACAUACCGUACUCUUUCAUUGUCACGAGAUCAUUUUUUCGAUCUCCUUAUUUUAGAAUAUAGCCUUGAAAAUACUUCUUAUAUUACAACAAAUAUUAGUAAUUUUUAUGAAGAUAACAGCAAAUUUAUUGAUUAUCUGUUUAUAUGCAUAUGAUUAUAGCUCAAUACAUUUUAUUAGAUGAUGUUAGGAAUUGGUGUGAAGAAGAAAUUACCACAUUUUUUUGUUUGUUUAUGGAGAAAUUGUACUAAAUUAGACUAAGUUAUGCUAGUUUUGGAGAUUCUGAUGCUGGAUUUUGAUAUUGGGAAUGUCAUAAAUGAAAUUGGGCAUGAAAUUGUUAUGUUUUGUGGACUUGUGGUUAGAGGUUUUGAUCAAGUGUUUGAUUUGAUGGCGAAUCUAGUGUUCGAGAGAGGGUUAUAUUUGAAAGUUCAUAGGAUCAAUGUAUCCGUUUUUAUGCUGAUGGGAGUUGUAUAUUGAUAGUUAAGUCUAUCACAGAUUCAUAGCAAUGUGCAAUGUAUGUGUCUUCUUCAAUUCUUCUUUUGCUCCUUAUUUUAUUUGUAUUAAUUAAUUAAUUAAUAAUACUGGAAUUUAUUGUUUUUAUAGUACUAUAUGCUAAUCACUCCAUUGAAUUUUUAUUUGUCAGUAGUAGAUUAAUUUUUUUUAUUUGUCAGUAGUAGAUUAAUUAAUAUCAAUCAAAUUUGUUAAGUGUUAGUUUUUCGGACCCUAUUUUUUUGUUGUUGUAUGUGAUCAUGAGUGAAUGGUUGAUUACUGUGAUAAAUAUUAUGAAUGAAAUCUUAUUUGUUUUUGUUAGUUUGUGUAUGAAUUUUUUGUAGUUAGAAAAACUCUCAACUCCAGUGAGAAAAGUUCUUCCCUUUUGUCUUUCUCUUUUGCUCCUCUCUUUUAGUCCCCUAAAUUAGCUGGAAGUAUUAUACAGGGUACUUUUUAUGAUUUAAUUGUGGCUCCGGCGAUGCUCCUGAUUAUCAUAAGUUUAUGAGUUUGAUCAGAAUAAUGUUUUUAAUUAACCAAAAGUAAUUUAAAUAGGUUAAUGUCAUCUUAAAUUAGAUUAUAGAUUAUUGUGCAAUUUUUAGGAGAAUUUUAAGUAGGGAGGUUUUACAUAUACGUAGAUGUUCUAAGUGAAAUAAGAAUUAUUAGGCGCUUGGAAUGGGGGUAAUAGAUUAAGGGGUAAUAAAAGUCAAAAUAGGUAAAUUAGAGUAAACAUAGGAGAGAGGGAGCUUGUGAAGAUGUGAUUAAAAGAACCUUUAUGUAGUGGUGGAUUGGUGAUAGGUGAAGAAAGAGAACUAUUACCCUCAUUUAGGGGGUAAUAGGUUGCACUAGGGGGAGGUGGGUAAUAUUACCCUCAUUUUGAGGGUAAUGAUUCCUCCACCUCCCUAUUUAUUAUGUCACUACAACCCCAAUUCAUGACAUUGUGCCCAUACAAUAAUACCUCUAAUCAACUAUAAUUUACUUAGUUUGACUUUUAUUGUCCCCUAAUCUAUUACCCUCAUUCCAAGCGCCCCCUAAAAUGACUUACUAAAGGAGAAAUAAACUUUCAUCUAAAAUGUGGAUUGCAACAAAUGUAAAUAGCAUAAAAGUUGGACAAAUGUAAUUAGCACAAACAAAAAAAUACUCGCACACAUUAACAUGAAUGAAACUUUUAAGCUACACAACAAUAAUAAUUUACCUCCAACUGAUCAAAGGGUUACUAAUAUAGAAUUACAAAAAUUGUCUAAUAAUAAAUAGGAAUCGAUAGAUGACCAAAUUUAUUCCACAUGGCAAAAGUAAGUGUAAUCAGUUACCUAAAUUAAACACAUUUAAACAAUGUUAUUUAGUUCAAUUAUUCAAUUCAAUCCAACAAAUUAGCUAGCUAGAAACUAAUGAUUUGUGGUGGUUUCAGUGGUGGUUUUGUGGAGUUGUGUGGUUCUGGUUUCGUGGGUGGUGGCUUUGGGUGGCAGUUUUGUGGCGGUUCUGUGUUUAAUUGUGGUAGUUUUUUGGGUUGGAUUAAUCAUUUCCUCCCCUCUCACUACUAAUUACAUGCCCUUAUUUUUCAAUUAUUUGUGUGUAAAAAAAUAUAAACAAAAUUACAUGCCCUUAUUUUUCAAUAAUCAUGUUUAAGAUUUUUUACCUUGGGUUCUGCAUUGCACACACCCCAUUUGUGCAGAUAAUCGUUGACAAAGGAAGUAUGAAAGUAAUGGAUUCAUCCAAAAUUUCUAUGAGCACAACUACUGAAGAAGCUAAACAGGAUUUAAUCAGUAAUCUGCCAGCUAUCGCGACAGAUAAAAUUCUGAAACACUUGCCUAUCAAGAUGGCAGCCAAGAUGAGCGUGCUAUCAAGAAAAUGGAGAGAUAAUUGGCUGUCUCAAAAACACCUUGUCUUGGACAAAACUUUCUGGGAAAGAGAUAAUCAUGGCAUCAGCAAAACUUUCUGGGAAAUAGAUAAGCGAGAAGAUAAGUAUGGCAUCAUCAGCAGUAUACUCUUCCAUCACAAUGGAAAUAUACAUGAAUUCCAUCUUUUUCUUCCACAAAUGACCCGUAUUAAAAGCAUUCAUCUCAGUCAAUGGUUAUCGUUUCUUUCCAAGACUAAUACCGAAAAACUAGCUCUUAUAAAUUCUAAGUCUACCUACAUCAUGCCCAUUUCUUCUCAUAUAUACUUAUGCAAAGAGUUGCUCAAAUUGAGACUCGAGCAUUUAGCUCUGAAUCCUCCUCCUCGUUACUUCAAUGGUUUUAUGAAACUUCAGAGUCUUGAACUAUACAAUAUUACAUUCAAGAAUAGUUCUAUGAUUGCGAGUUUGAUUGCAGGUUGUCCAAGGCUGAUAGUUUUAAAACUCCUUUGUUGUAGCUUUAACUUGGAUCACCUUACUAUUGAUCUACCUAGUCUUGAAAGCCUAGUUAUUUCUGUAAAGAGGUUAGGAUGUCUUUGUUUCAAAAGCAUUGUAAGUCUUAAUAACAUCUCAUUGUGUUUAGACAAAAGACCUGAAAGUCAUCCAACAGUACUCAACUCGAUUAGGGAUCUUGCAACUUCAUGUCAACUUCAAUACCUUCAUUUUGGGGGCCAUUUGUGUGAGCAUUUGGCUGCAGGUGGUGUAACAAAAUCGCUUCCUCUAUCAUUCAACUACCUCAGUAAGCUUUGUUUGACAACAAUUAAAAUCAAUCGCGUAAAUGUGUAUCAUUUUGCUAUUGGCAUGGUGAAGAGUUGUCCUCGCAUCAAGGAUUUAGAAAUUUUAAUUCGUAAUGAAGGCAAAGCUGUUAUUCAGCAUGAAAUUGAUUUCGAUUACAGGAUUGACAGCUACAAAUUAGGCCACCUUACGAAGGUGGAAUUUACAGGCAUAACAGGAACAAUUGCAGAGCUGAAAUUCAUUGAGUACUUGCUUGCUGUCUCAGAAGUGUUAGAACUUUUUCUCUUUAAGUGCAAUAAUCUUGAUGCCACUUCAGAGCUAAAGCUGUCAAGAGAUCUGUUGCGACUCCGAAGAGCAUCAACAAAGGCUCAACUUAUUUGUAUGGAGCAGCAUAGGAUCUAAAAAUGUAGUUUUGAGUUCUCAGUAUUGUUGGUAGCUUAUUAAGUAAUGUUAUAUCCUUUUAUGGAAGAUAAACCUAUUUGUUCUCAGCUUAAGUACCCGAACAUUUGUUCUUUUCGAGUAUGGAAAUUUGAUGCAGUUUAGAGCUAAAGAUGUCAAGAGAUUUGUUCAGGUUCCAAAAAGUUAUAUAUUUGUUUGGAUUGUCUGCAAA